Molecule: messenger RNA, 1347 nt
Organism: Fonsecaea nubica
Lineage: Eukaryota; Fungi; Ascomycota; Eurotiomycetes; Chaetothyriales; Herpotrichiellaceae
Exons: 2
Coding region: 1-1347 (448 amino acids)
Molecular function (GO): lyase activity
Source: RefSeq, a predicted model, not a curated record
AUGGCCGUGGUCGACCACACCGCCCGGCUUGCACACUUUCUCUCCCAACUUGAAUACGACGAUCUCCCAGAACAGGUCGUUGAGCAGGCAAAACGUGGGAUUCUUAAUAGCCUAGGAUGCGGAGUGGGCUCUUCCCAAGCAUCAUCGACGCAGAAAGUGUUCGGCUUGAUCAAACAGACUGAUCAAGCCAGUCUCUUGGGCAGAGCUGAGCGCGCGAGCGUUGAAGAUGCUGUACUGCUCAACGGAAUUGCCCUCACAGUAGCUGACUAUGACGAUACGCACCUGCGAACGGUGAUUCACCCUUCUGGAACACCACUGGCAGCGCUUUUCUCCUGGGCGGAACACCAUCACCUAUCAGGCAGGGACUUCUUACUUGCCUUCAUUUGUGGGGUUGAAGCGCAAUGCGCGGUAGGAAAUGCAAUAUCUCCAGGACAUUAUCGCGAUGGAUGGCAUAUCACCGGCACAACCGGGUCCUUUGGUGCAGCGGCAGCGAUUGCAAAGGCACUAAAACUUGAUCCGAGCCGAUUUGCUGCGGCGCUCGGGCAUGCCUGCAGUAUGGCAGGAGGGAUCAGGGCCAUGUUCGGGACUGAUACGAAGACCUUACACAUGGGGAGAGCGGCACAAAAUGGUAUUCUUGCAGCGAAUCUUGCAUUCCAUGAAUUUCAGAGCUGUGAAAGGUCUCUUGAAUCAUGGGCAAAGCUGGUAUCGUCGACGGUCAACGAACAACUGAUCUCGAUAAUUGCACAAGAUCGGAAAUGGCAGAUCCUCGAGAACACUUUCAAGCCCUAUCCCUGUGGAAUCGUCAUUCAUCCGCUAAUUGAUGGCUGUUUGGAAGCAUUUGCGGAAGACAAGUUUAUCUCUGGGAAGCUGGAGGCUGUUGAGGUGGUGGUGAAUCCCCAAUGCGUGCGGCUGUGCUCGAUCAAGCAUCCAAAAGCCGGCCUCGAAACCAUCUUCUCGUUGUAUCACGGAUGUGCGGUCGCACUAGUCCAUGGGCGUGCUGGGCCUACGCAGUUUUCGGAUCAGGCAUGCCAUGAUGAUGCGGUCGCGUCGGUGAGAGACAGGGUUAAGGUGGUAACUAACGAAGCUAUUCGUGACGACGAAGCGCAUUUGACAUUGAGGUAUCGUUCGAAUGGCUCCCAGGAGAAGAAGAUCCAUGUCAAACAUGCAACGGGCUCCUUGACCAAACCUAUGACAAAACAGGGACUCGAGGACAAGUUUUUGGACCAGGCAGUACCGAUUCUUGGAAAACAGACUGCGCAAAAGGCGAUUGAAGCAUCCUGGAGCCUUGAAAAUGUGGCGGAUAUUGCCAACUUUACACGUUUAUUCCGUCCGGUGAAUCGAGGUUAG